Benincasa hispida (wax gourd) is the source of this 1769-nucleotide messenger RNA. RefSeq names its product Tetratricopeptide repeat (TPR)-like superfamily protein. Gene Ontology annotation, molecular function: protein binding. NCBI's taxonomy places the organism in Eukaryota, Viridiplantae, Streptophyta, Magnoliopsida, Cucurbitales, Cucurbitaceae. The record is from RefSeq and is a predicted model, not a curated record.
AAGCCCCUUCGUUCCACAUUUUCAUUCAUUUUUCUUCUUCUUCUUCUUCCAUUCUCAAUUUCACAAUGCUACAGGACAUGUGGAACGCUCCUCCGGGCUUCAGGCCUUCCAAAUCCGCCCCUUCUUCUCCGGCCAAGCCUCUCGCCGCCGUCUCCAGGCUCCGUCCCGAUCCCUACCAUGUCACUCACAAGGUUCCAGUUGGUGAUACUCCGUACGUUAGGGCAAAAAAUGUUCAGUUAGUUGCGAAGGAUCCGGAUAAGGCGAUUCCUCUCUUUUGGGCUGCGAUUAAUGCAGGGGAUAGAGUUGAUAGUGCCUUGAAAGAUAUGGCCAUUGUGAUGAAACAACAGAAUCGAGCCGAAGAAGCGAUUGAAGCGAUCAAAUCGUUGCGAAAUCGAUGUUCUGAUCAGGCUCAGGAGUCUCUGGAUAAUAUUCUUCUCGAUUUAUACAAGAGAUGUGGAAGAUUAGACGACCAGAUAGCUCUUUUGAAGCAUAAACUGUUCUUGAUUCAACAAGGUUUAGCGUUUAACGGUAAGCGGACUAAAACCGCUCGAUCUCAAGGGAAGAAGUUCCAAGUUUCUGUUGAGCAAGAAGCAACUAGAUUACUGGGGAAUUUGGGAUGGGCGCUGAUGCAGCAAAACAACUAUGUUGAAGCAGAAGAUGCCUAUAGAAAAGCACUUACAAUUGCACCAGAUAAUAACAAAAUGUGUAACCUUGGAAUCUGUUUGAUGAAACAAGGGAGAAUUUCAGAGGCUAAAGAAAAUCUAAGAAGAGUUAAACCAGCAGUUGUAGAUGGGCCAAGAGGCACAGAUUCUCACCUCAAAGCUUAUGAAAGGGCACAACAAAUGCUCAAAGAUCUUGAGUCGGAAAUGAUGAAUAGGGGAGGCGACAGGCUCGAACAAAGACGGUUGUUCGAUGCCUUUCUCGGUUCUUCUUCGAUUUGGCAACCUCAGCCUUGCAAGGAUCACACAACAACCUUACCAACAUUGCCUGUCACAAAUCCUGUUAGGACAAUUCAAGAUGAUUUUGGUGAUGAGAAUAUUGAUAUGAACUUGUUAGCAAACCAAAUGGUUCCUCCUCCUCAACAACAAAAGUUUAUCAAACAAGUUCAAGUUCCUUUAGGGAACUCAUUGAAUGUUGCUGCACAACCAUUUUUUUCAUCAAAAUUUGUUAAUGAACCCAUUACUAAAGGCCCCUUAGGAAACCAAUUUCCUGAAGGCUUGAAGAGAACAAGGUCUGGAAAUGCAGCCAACUCAAUGAGAGUGAAUGAUUUGGUGGAAACAAAAAGGCCAUUUUUAGUUGAAUUAGGAAGGCCAGAAACUAAGACAAGGAAGCCAUCUCCUGCCUCUGAGGAGACAGACAAAUGGGCAGAAAUUUUGCCUGAUGACAAUGACUUUGAAGAGGCUAUUCUUGCUGCUGUUCUGGGAUCAACAGAUGAUGAAGCAGUGAAGAAAACAACAAGCAAUGCUGGCGGUGGCGGUGGGGGCGGCGGCGUAAUUCAGAGGAAAAUUGAGAAGAGGCUCAAGGUUUUUGAAGACAUUACACUUUCCUUGAGUCCCAGAGCCUAACUAUUCUAAUUUAACAAUAAGUAUUUUUUUACCUUUCUAAUUGAAUUAUUCCUAAUUUUUUAGUAAUUAGGGCAGAGGAGAUGAACUUGUUCUCCCUUGCUUACUUUGGUAACCACUCUUCAUAAGCUUAUUUGUUGUUCUCUAUUUAUGCCUGUGAUAUAUGGGGCAUAUGAUGAUGGUAUUAAUAAAAUUUGUUCUAGUUUG